Pan troglodytes (chimpanzee) is the source of this 1836-nucleotide messenger RNA. RefSeq names its product distal-less homeobox 4 (gene DLX4). Lineage: Eukaryota; Metazoa; Chordata; Mammalia; Primates; Hominidae. The record is from RefSeq and is a predicted model, not a curated record. The transcript is spliced from 3 exons. Bases 91 to 813 code for a protein of 240 amino acids. Gene Ontology annotation, biological process: embryo development; cell differentiation; regulation of transcription by RNA polymerase II. Gene Ontology annotation, molecular function: DNA-binding transcription factor activity, RNA polymerase II-specific; RNA polymerase II cis-regulatory region sequence-specific DNA binding.
GGCCCAACGCCGGAGGCUUGGAAAAGAGAGUUGGCAGCGGGAGCGGACUACGUGCCGGGCCAUGGCCCUUCUGCCCGGGCCCUGGCCACAAUGACCUCUUUGCCCUGCCCCCUCCCCGGCCGGGACGCCUCCAAAGCUGUCUUCCCAGACCUCGCCCCUGUCCCGUCGGUAGCGGCUGCCUACCCGCUUGGCCUGUCCCCUACAGCCGCAGCCUCCCCCAGUUUGUCCUACUCCAGGCCGUAUGGCCACCUCCUGUCUUACCCCUACACCGAGCCAGCGAACCCCGGAGACUCCUACCUGUCCUGCCAGCAACCCGCGGCGCUCUCUCAGCCCCUCUGCGGACCUGCAGAGCACCCUCAGGAACUCGAGGCAGACUCGGAGAAGCCGCGGCUGUCCCCGGAACCCUCCGAGCGGCGCCCUCAGGCCCCGGCCAAAAAGCUCCGCAAGCCGAGGACCAUCUACUCCAGCCUGCAGCUGCAGCACCUAAACCAGCGUUUCCAGCACACGCAGUACCUGGCGCUGCCCGAGAGGGCCCAGCUGGCAGCGCAGCUCGGCCUCACCCAGACCCAGGUAAAGAUCUGGUUUCAGAACAAACGCUCCAAGUAUAAGAAGCUCCUGAAGCAGAAUUCUGGGGGGCAGGAAGGGGACUUCCCUGGGAGGACCUUCUCUGUGUCUCCCUGCUCCCCACCCCUCCCCUCCCUCUGGGAUCUACCCAAGGCAGGGACCCUGCCCACCAGUGGCUAUGGCAACAGCUUUGGAGCCUGGUAUCAGCAUCACUCCUCAGAUGUCCUGGCUUCGCCUCAGAUGAUGUGAAUCUGGGGAAGGGCGGGUCAGGCCCACAGCCUUCCUGCAAAGCCCAGGACCCAGGCAGUCCACCUGCACCCCUUCUGGGCUGGGAGGAAACCAGCUCCAGAUGGGUUUUCUCUGGAGGACAAGCAGUUAGAGGAGAAAAAGGAAUGGAGCAGAGCCUGUACCCCUAACCCUAACAGCUAAAUCAAGGACCUCAGCCUUAUAUAAUCAUUGUCCCCACCACUACCAUGGACUGGACACCUUCCCUCCAGCUGGACAAAGACUCUGGAGAGAGAGCCAUUGGCUGGAGUUGAGACUGUCCCCAGAACCCUUGGUCUUGCCACUCCCCCACUCCUUCUUCCCUCUCUCCCUUUCUCCUCCCCCUGCUUUCUUGAAAAGGACUGAAUCGCCACUACAGCCUGGGUGCAAAAUCAGCAAGAAACAUUGAGUAUUUUUUUUUCUUUGUAUGCCUUUGGCCUUGCACAACCCAUUUGUGAGCAAAAGCAGAAGUGGACCACCAUCAGCUCCCACCCACCCAGCGAUUUUUCCUUGGAGGUCAGCCCGUUACCCCCAUAACUGAUUUACCUACUUACCAUACUGGGAGGUAGAAGAGAUGCAGAGAAAUGUGGAAUUUGUGGACCUAUGGGUAAUUUAUGCUUUCCUCCUAAAAAAAAAAAAAAAAAAAAAAAGCCCUCUUUCCCACCCCCUCCCCAUCUCCCCUUUUUGAAUAGAUAAUGGAUCCAAUUAUCCAUAUAAUUCAAUAGGUAUUUAUUGAGAGGCUCCCUUCUAUUCCCCAUCCCUAAUCCCUAACGAACCCACGGGCACACACUUUUGGAAACCUGGUAAAGUAACACUUGGGGGGAAAUGGGGACAAACUGGCUCUCUGGAUUAGUGCAGGUAUAGACAACCCAAAUAGGUGGGUAGGCCCAUUGAUUCAGCUCCUUGCAGCUGUCUCUGUUCAAAGGAACUGUGCAGAUUUAGAACGAAUUGGAGCUUGAGCUUCACACCACCAGCUUCCAGAGAUUAAAGUUUGUACAAAACAUUGCA